AACUUUAUUGCAAAGAUUACUCCAGAAGCUAUCACAUGAACAAAAUAUGGCAGCGCCCUUUUACAGGAGGUCAUUUCUCGCGUAAGUACAAAAGAGUGCAACGGCUGAGAUCAGGUCGUUCAAUUGUCACUAGGUACGAACCCAUAGAGGGGGAAAUUCUGACUUCAUGCAGUGUCCUUUUCAGUGGCCGGACAACCUAAUAACAGACCCCCUUCCUACACUAUGUUGUCGUACACGUGUGUUUUAUGUUGUAUUUUACUGAAUUUGUAUUUUGUGUAUAUCUACUGGAAAUAUUUACUGAUUAUCUCACUGGUCUACUUUGCAUUAAGACUGACCAGAAUCAAUUUCCGGCAGAAGUUGGACAUCGGCAGAAAGGGCGUGGUCAUCACAGGUUGUGAUACAGGAUUUGGUCACAUUCUUGCCAAGCGACUAGAUGACUGUGGGUAUAAAGUAUAUGCCGGGGUCCUCAGCAAGGAGAGUCCGGGGGCUAUGGUGUUACAUGCACGUCAAUCGGACCGGCUUCAUGUGAUAAAGUUAGAUGUCACUAAAGAUGACGACGUCCAAAAGGCUCUGGAGUAUGUUAAUGCGACUGGACAAGGAUUGUGGGCUAUUGUCAACAACGCAGGAAUGUAUUUUCCCGGUGACGUCGAGUUAGCGACUGUGGAUCAAUACAAGAAAUGUGCUGAGGUUAAUCUAUACGGAAUGAUCCGAGUCACCAAGGCAUUCCUCCCUCUUAUCAGGAAGUCUAGAGGCCGGAUUGUUAACAUGUCUAGCGUGAGGGGUCGGUUUUCCUGGCCCAGUGGAUCCGUGUACAGUGUUACCAAAUAUGGUAUAGAGACCCUGAGUGACUCCCUCAGACUUGAAAUGAAGAAGUUUGGUGUCAACGUCUCAAUUAUUGAACCUGGACAAUUUAGUGCAGCCACAUCUGUAUGUGGCCCAGAACAGCUGAAACGAUUAAAGAAGGAGAUAGACUACAUGUGGGAACAAGCAUCUGAUGACGUCAGACAGACCUACGGUCGUCCAUACUUUGAUGAUAUCUACCAAAUGAUGAAGAAGAAAGAGCCAAGUAUGAUCCAGACCAUGUCAGCAGAUUCGGUUAUUAACGCUAUAGAGGAUUCCCUUAUUAACGUAACACCAAAGGCCCGCUAUAUGAUCGGGGGAUCCUUCUCUGUCGUGGACAAGCUAGCGGUUCUUGCUAAAGUCUAUUACCUUCUUCCUGAAUUUAUUUCGGACUGGAUCGUUGAGAAAAUGACCGGAUGUGGAUCGUUGAGAAGAUGACCGGAUGUGGAUCAUUUAGAAGAUGACCGGAUGUUAAUGGUUGAGAAGAUGACCAUGGACUGUAAUGUAACGAUACAACACUCGGCGGAAACAUGGACUGGAAUGUAACAAUUGAAGUAUUCUCUCUAAUUUUACCACAUGUUCUUCAUCUGUCGUGCCGAUCAUGUCGUCUAAGAAGCAUUAAACACGUGGUACACCUUGUAGGACUAAGAUAUCGGUAUCCCAGGAGCCGAUGCUAUGUCCGGUAUAGUCGGCCAGCCUCACGCACUAUCCUUUGUAGAUAUGUGUUUUUCAGGUUGAUCUUCGUAAAAUAUUGACCAGCAACCAGUGUCGCGAAGAUUUCAUCGAUAUUUGGUAGUUAGGUUUUGGUCGAUAUUAAGAACUUGAUUGAUUGUGACCUUUAAAUUACAACAAAUGCGUGUGCUGUUGUAUAGCUUAGGCCGUUAAAUAGUAGUCGAAAUACCUGUUUUGACAAGUCAGUUCAGCUCCCUGUCAGCUUUUUCUUUUAUUGCGAAAGGAACCAGUAGGUGCAUUGCAGAAUUUUGGGUGAGCGUCCUCUUUGACCUUUAUCUGUGCUUGAUAUCUUUCAAGGUGCCUAGCUCGUCUUUGAAAACCUCUAAGUAUUUCUCGAGCUGUUGAGGGUUUAGAACCACUCAAAACCAUGAUCAUCUUAACACUGUCCCAGUCCAGUUUGGUACUGCGAAACCAACCCCUUCCAAGCAAUGAUAGACCACCAUGUUUAACUAUUAACAAGUCUAAACACUUGUGUGGAUUGUUGAGUUGGACUUGAACUUCCAACACGCCCAGAUGACUUAACGUUUCCUCCCGAAUAAGUCUUGUGUACUGGAGCACCCCUUUUCCUACUUCAGCUAGCUAAAGGUCUCUGACGCCAACCGACCUUUAGCGACCGAACCUAUUUUAAUACAGCGCAACUCUAAAUUUGAUGACAACGAUGUGUACUUACAUUUUAGCUUUUAAAUAUCCCAUUGUAACAGUCCAAUCACUAAUUCACACUUAAUUGAUGACACAUUAACACUUCGCUACAUUAUUCGAUCGCUUCAAGUAACCUACAUGUAUUUAGAACAAGGCGGCAUUGUUUGUAAAAAUACGAUACGGAAUGUGCGUAUUAAGAGGAACUUUUCGUUCGUUAUCUUGGUAUUUACCGAACCGCUAUUUUCGAUCCAAAGUGUUAUAAAAAUGAAGCCUGGAUGUUAAAAAAAAUCGUGAUUGUGUGUCUUUGAGUGCUAUUUUUGUAGAUUUAAUUAUGGAUUCAUGAAAAAGAGGUAAUAUUGUGACAUCGUUAAACACUUAAAUGUCAUUUAGAUGUUUUAUAUAAUCAGAACAUGACUAUAAACAUUUAACAUUCUGCGCAGUGUAAAUCCGCCGGUGUAAGGUUUCACGACGCCCGUCACAAGUUUCUAUAAUAGAAGAUUCUAAUAUCUACCGGGUUAUAUUUUUUGUAUAUUGUAAUCUUAGAAAGGACAAAGUAAUAAUAAUAAUGAUAAUUGUCUGGGUUUUUUUCACACACAGGAAAGUUGAUAAGACGUUAGAUUAUAUUAAACCAAGCCAAACCAAUCACCGCUAGUUAAUAUUGCUACAUCUGGUAACUAUUUUAUAUAAUAGCAGUUAUAACUAAUACAAUAUUGUUAGUACGUAUUGCUUUACCUGGUAACUAUGUUAUGGAACCUUACUACUACGGCAAUGACUGCUGGUUAGUAUUGCUACUCCUGGUAAUUAUUCUAUUUAACCUUAGCUACAACUUGGACAAUUCCGCCAGUGUUUGUUGGUAAACAAGGGCAAUAAUCGGUAGUUGGUAUUGAUAUACCUGGUAACUAUAUUAUGUAGUCUUAGUUAGAAUAAGGACAAUAAUCGGUAGUAUUGUAAUAUCUGGUAACUAUACAGUUAUUGUAUGGGUGUGAAGGAAAUAGCACUUUAAUGUCCUCCGAGACAUGAACUAUUUUCCGAGGCGAAGCCGAGGGAAAUAGUUAAUGUCAAUGGGGGGCAAUAAAAGUGCUAUUUGCUGAAAUACCCAUACAAUAACUGUUUUAUUAUACCUCAUUUAAAGCAUUCCAUUUUUUCUCUCGAACCAGUGUUCAUAUCCUCCACUAUUCCUAAUGCUUUUUUUUCCGAAGAUAGUCUUUUAGCAUGCUAACUGCCGUUUUUAUUACUUGUUUUGUGCUAGCGCUGUCUUUUUCAGAAAAAAUCCUCUCCAGCACUUCUUCAUCCAGAUUAUCAAAACUUGUAGAUGAAGCCAUUCUCCGAAAUGUUCCUGUAGCAUUCCCUCCUACGAUUUCAGUAAACAAACUGUGUCUGCUUCUUCUUGGUCUCGAAAACGUUUAUGCAUUGUCCAAUCAGAAUACCAAAGCAAAAAAAAAAACGCGAAAUAUGAAUGCGCCCCUCCGGGUAAAUAGCACUUUGGACUAUUAACCUGGUUAAUAGCGCUUUUGGAGGAUUUGGUUCAAAUAAUAUUUCUAUUGUCUACUUUUUACAAAGUGUAAAAUAGGGAAAGGUAUAAUAUUAAGUGUUACAUAACCUUAGACCUGGCUAUAUUCUAGCUUGAUUAUCGUAAGCUAUCGCAACAAAUAUACGUGUCCGGAGAACGUGGCCAUGUGACCUUUCUCCAUACUAUUUACAGAAUAGCUUGUUUUCGAUAAAGACGUUUAUUAUGUAUUUAGUUUGUCAAUGCGUGUUAGGUAUUACUGGCCGUUACAGACGUUAUUCACACCAAGAGAAUUGACAAUAUAGUCGCUUACCACUUUGUGAGUGUGUCAUGAUUGCCAAUUCGUUGUUGUUGAUAUUCACAUUCUUAGUAGUACUUUCGCCACUUUCUCAAACUGUAGAAGUUUUAUGUUGCAGUUCAUUUUGAUAUAAAUGCUUGCUUUCGGUUAUUAUUUGUUUCAAAUUUAAUACCGGUUGGCUAGCAUACAGAUUUCGAGAAAUACAAGUUGAUAAUGACUAUGAGAAAUCGUCAUGAUCUGUAUUAUGAUGUAUUUCCAUGUGAUAUUGUUUUAUAUAAAUAAAUUUAUUCUUUUA
Pecten maximus is the source of this 4311-nucleotide messenger RNA. RefSeq names its product D-beta-hydroxybutyrate dehydrogenase, mitochondrial-like. The transcript is spliced from 6 exons. The record is from RefSeq and is a predicted model, not a curated record. The coding region runs from base 223 to 1278 and encodes 351 amino acids. Gene Ontology annotation, molecular function: oxidoreductase activity. NCBI's taxonomy places the organism in Eukaryota, Metazoa, Mollusca, Bivalvia, Pectinida, Pectinidae.